UCAACUGGCAUUUGCCUUUCCUCAUCCAUCAUCUGCAAUACCUUCAUUUCCUUUCGCUUUCUUGUUCCCUCUCUCCUCUCAGGCUCAGCUUUUUGUUCGGAACGUCAGGUCUUCUCCUUUGAGCCAUCAUGUUCCGCAACAAUUACGACAACGAUUCUGUGACUUUCUCUCCACAGGGUCGAAUUUUCCAGGUUGAAUACGCCCAGGAGGCUGUGAAACAAGGUUCAGUUGUUGUCGGUCUCGUCAGCAAAACUCACGCGGUGCUUGCUGCUGUAAAGCGCAAUGCCGAAGAGUUAUCAUCUUACCAGAAGAAGGUUAUUGGAAUAGAUGAUCAUUAUGGUAUUGGGCUCGCAGGACUCGCCUCCGACGCCCGCGUCCUUUCAAACUUCAUGAAGCAACAAUCUCUUGCCUCCCGGAUGACAUAUGGUCGGCCUAUCCCCAUCGAACGUAUCGUCAAUAUGAUUGGUGACCGAGCCCAAACAAACACACAACAUUAUGGAAAGCGACCAUACGGUGUCGGACUGCUGGUGGCAGGUGUAGACGAUCUAGGGCCUCAUCUCUUCGACUUCCAGCCAAGCGGAAUGACCUAUGAAAUGACUGCGUGUGCGAUUGGUGCAAGAAGUCAAAUGGCAAGGACAUAUUUGGAGAGGCAUCUCGACGAAUUCCAGAGCUCUAGCCGCGAGGAGCUCAUCAAGCAUGGGCUAAGGGCUUUGAAGGAGACGCUACCGCAGGACAAGGAAUUGACUGUGGAUAACACUAGCCUUGCGGUGAUUGGCUUAGGUGAUGAAGCCAAGGGCAAGAUAGAGCCUUUCAAGCUCUUUGAGGGACAGCCAAUUGCUGCCUGGCUAGAGACGACAUUUGAAACUCAACAGGGCGAGAGAGAGGGCGCAGCCGAAGGAGAGUCUAUGGAGGUAGACCAAUAGAGGUUUUAACUUUAUGCUCAUGGUAUCAGGAAAUAUAUUGCAAAUGAUUUCAAUAUUCAAAUAUAAUCAUAUGAUCAGCAUAUGAAAUCCAUCUCCCAGGACUUGUAAUGCUCGAAGCAACUCCC
Molecule: messenger RNA, 1048 nt
Organism: Xylona heveae TC161
Lineage: Eukaryota; Fungi; Ascomycota; Xylonomycetes; Xylonales; Xylonaceae
Product: proteasome subunit alpha type 1
Exons: 3
Coding region: 129-923 (264 amino acids)
Biological process (GO): ubiquitin-dependent protein catabolic process
Cellular component (GO): proteasome core complex; nucleus; proteasome core complex, alpha-subunit complex
Source: RefSeq, a predicted model, not a curated record